Molecule: messenger RNA, 876 nt
Organism: Trichomonas vaginalis G3
Lineage: Eukaryota; Parabasalia; Trichomonadida; Trichomonadidae
Exons: 1
Coding region: 1-876 (291 amino acids)
Source: RefSeq, a predicted model, not a curated record
AUGCGAAAGACGAAAUUCUAUAACUGCUCAACAGAAUCAUCAGGAGCCGCUUUCUGGGCCAUCUCCGUUCCUGUUACAAUCUUAGGAUGCUGUUCAACUCACAAUAGAGCCCAGAAGAACUCUGAUUUCGCAGUUACAUCCACAGAUUCUCUAUUUUGCAACAGUACUUUCUUACGUCAGAACGCCGCCAAGGAUGGGUCAUCCGGAUCUAUCUAUGGUGAAGCUGAAUAUGCCCAUAUUUCGGCUAUGAACCUCACAUUACCUGAUGCUGAUACAGAAUGUGCCAUUAUGCUUGAAUUUACAACGUCCAGAAUAAGGUACCUCAAUUUUGUUCACUGGAAAUCAGCUGUUGCCUGCAAAUUUUUCAUGAAACCCUCUACAUCAGAACAAAAUCUUAUCAGAAACCUUGCUUUCGCAAAUAUUACGACUGAUACUGGUUUGAUUGGUGUCAAAGGUACAAAGCUUGAGUUCCAAGUCAUUUGUAUUUCAGGAUGCUCCUUCCCAACAGCAUUUGUUGACUUUUCUACUUCUGAGAAGUCAAUCAUCACAGUUUCGAACUCAAUGCUUGACCAGAAGGAUGUAAACCAGUCAAUUGUCAAUCUUGAUACACCAUCUUACAACAGAAGCAUGACAUUCAUCAGUGUCGAAAUUGGAUUUGGUCCAAGAUGCUACAAUACACCUCCACCACUUACACCUGAGAAGCAAAACCUUCUUCCUUACUUCAUAGCAUCAGGAGUCUUUCUGUUCGUAAUUAUUUGCGCUUCAAUUUAUUUCAUCGUCUGCCACGUUAAGAAAUCAAGCGCAUAUGAAGAGACAUCUACUCUUCAGACAUAUAGACUCAAGGAUAAGUUCGGUGAAGCACUUAUCACUAGUUAA